This is a messenger RNA of Danaus plexippus (monarch butterfly), 1416 nucleotides long. RefSeq lists its product as uncharacterized. Lineage: Eukaryota; Metazoa; Arthropoda; Insecta; Lepidoptera; Nymphalidae. The transcript is spliced from 10 exons. The record is from RefSeq and is a predicted model, not a curated record. The coding region runs from base 42 to 1313 and encodes 423 amino acids. Gene Ontology annotation, molecular function: protein binding.
UUGACAUAUAGCCUAAAAACGUAUUUACAUACAGAAUAAAGAUGAACGAUGUGUUACAGAAACAUGGCUGUGCCAACGUUUUCUCAAUACCCGAAGGACUCAAGGAACUUAUGUCUGACAUUUCACGGGAAGUUUUGCGUGAGCAACCCAAGCACAUUUUCGACUUCAUAUCCAACUACCUGUCAGUGAUGAUGCUGACGAGAGAACACGGUGUGAUGGCAGUCAGUAUACUUGAAGAUCUGUGUGACUGUCGGCCGUCUGUCUCACAACAUCUCAUGCAACUGGGAAUGGACCAGAAUGAAGCCGAGAAUCUCGCCGAAAUAAUUAAGGACGAAAUCGAAGCGUUUCAAACCGACGAAAAUUCAGAUUCAUUGAAAGAAAGUCAAAUAAUAAAAAGGAUACUCAAAAAAUACCCUCUGGAUGAGGUGAUGACAGCCAAGGUAUGUCAGGUUGCUAGAAACGCUUACCGAGAUUAUUGGUACAGGAAGAAAUCUUUAGAAAAGUCAUUGAAAAUUAAACCCGAGGAACCGUGGGAGAUAGCGGCCCAGCGUACCCUGGAGCUUUAUAAAAGAACCAAACCAUCCAUGAGCGAAUUGACUCGCGCCACUGAGAAAAUACAGGCCGCGUACCGGGGAUACCAUGUGCGAAGAAACAUUCUGCGUCAUCUGAAACAGAAGCCAAAGAAGAAAGGUCCUAAAGUUGAUCUGCCAGGAGCUCCCCUGGAUAUCGCGGAAUCUAGAGAAAUCGAUUUAGGCCCAUUGCUUAGUAUCACUGUUAAAGAAGACGAUAUAAGAAGUAUGUUCGAGCAACAUACGACAGAAAAGCUCGGACUCCAAUAUGACCCCAUGAAGACCAUAACACACAUACCAGAUGAAGACGCUGAUGAAGUGUCAGACUACAUCAUGACCAGGGAUAGGCUCAGUCGUUCAUCGACUGGCGAACGACGCAGUAGAGCGGCCAGUGUCGCGGACGAACGACAAAGCCGUGUAGUCAGCAUCUCCAAGGAACGGCCGAGCUAUAUUACUGAAGAAGACACGUCGAUGCAAAAAAUUUCAUUCUCCUUGGUACCACCGCAAGUGUUUCCAGAUCAAUCCACCAUUACACCUGUGGCAGAAGACCAAGAAAUAAAGGAAGUGCUGGCGCCCGAGGACAUUGACGUCACAGAUACAGAUACCAAGGCGGAUGAGGUUCCGGAGGACUUACCAGAAUCCGAGGGAGAAGCAGAGAGUGUUCCAACGACAUCAGUUGCAUCUUCUGCACCUGAAACAGCUCCGACAUCUGAACAAGAAGAUGCAGGCGAAGAAGAGGGGUAGACUUUAUAAUAUAUUUAAAUAUCAUUUAAUUUUUUUUCGAUUCAAAAGUCAAAACGAACAAUGUUUGGUUUCUUCUAAAUCUCUGAUAAGUUAUAAUUAAUUA